Micropterus salmoides (largemouth bass) is the source of this 987-nucleotide messenger RNA. Its product is annotated as olfactory receptor class A-like protein 1. Gene Ontology annotation, biological process: G protein-coupled receptor signaling pathway. Gene Ontology annotation, molecular function: pheromone receptor activity. Gene Ontology annotation, cellular component: membrane. The transcript has a single exon. NCBI's taxonomy places the organism in Eukaryota, Metazoa, Chordata, Actinopteri, Centrarchiformes, Centrarchidae. The record is from RefSeq and is a predicted model, not a curated record. The coding region runs from base 16 to 987 and encodes 323 amino acids.
UCUAUUCCUACAGGUAUGCCAUCAGUGCAGUUUGUCCGCGGGAUGCUCUAUCUGUCCCUCACUGUUGUGGGAGUCCCGGGUAACAUUACUGUCAUCCUGGCAUUCCUCCUCUUGCUGUACCAGGAGAACCGGCUCCUGCCAGCUGAUACUAUUGUCCUGCACCUGGCCUGCGUCAACUUCCUGGUGGUGGCUGUUCGCUGCCUGCUGGAGACCCUGGCCUCCCUUCGCCUGGCCAUUAUCUUUGGAGACUUAAGUUGCAAAGCUGUGAUUUAUAUCUACAGAACAUCCCGUUCCCUAUCUAUCUGGCUCACCUUCAUCCUAAGUGCCUACCAGUGCCUGAGUAUUGCCCCUCCUGGAUCACGCUGGGCCUCUAUCCGUGCCUUGGUAGCCCACUAUUUGGGCUUUGUGUUCCUCUUCCUCUGGCUCCUCAACACUGGCAUGAGCUAUGCAACCUUACUCUACGCCCUCGGCGUCCGGAAUGACUCAAGUCUAAUAAACCACAGCAUCAAUUUAGAAUUCUGCUACAUUCACUUUCCUUCAGAAUUGGCCAAAGAGGCAAUCGGGGCAGCCCAGGUGGGCAGAGAUGUGGUGCCCAUGGCCCUUAUGACUCUAGCUAGUCUAAUCAUCCUGGUCUUCCUUUACAAGCACAGCCAGCAGGUGAAGGGGCUCCGUGGCAGCAGCAGUAGUGGUGGCGGCAGGGGGAGGGGUGGGGCCGAGCAACGAGCUGCCAAAGCCGUGAUAGCACUUGUGACCUUAUAUGUGGUCCUCUUUGGGGUAGAUAAUGGGCUUUGGGUGUACACUCUCACUGUGAGGAAGACCAUGAUUUCCUCGCUGAUCUCUGACCUGCGUAUAUUCUUCUCGUCACUCUAUGCAGCACUAAGCCCUGUUGUCAUAAUUGCAUCAAACAGGAAGGUGAAUGGCAGGCUGAGGUGUGUACUGCAAGAGAAGCCUGUUCAGGAGAAAGCCACAAGUCUUUCUACUAUGUGA